Molecule: messenger RNA, 2069 nt
Organism: Tupaia belangeri chinensis (Chinese tree shrew)
Lineage: Eukaryota; Metazoa; Chordata; Mammalia; Scandentia; Tupaiidae
Product: zinc finger protein 25
Biological process (GO): regulation of transcription by RNA polymerase II
Cellular component (GO): nucleus
Molecular function (GO): sequence-specific DNA binding; DNA-binding transcription factor activity, RNA polymerase II-specific
Source: RefSeq, a predicted model, not a curated record
GGCUAAUGAGGGGAAAUGUAUUUUUACAGAGGUUCAUAUCAUUUGAGGAUGUUACUAUGGACUUUACCCGGGAGGAGUGGCAGGACCUGGAAGAUGCUCAGAAGACUCUAUACAAGGAUGUGAUGCUGGAGACCUACAGCAACCUGGUGUUUUUGGGAUACUGCAUUGCCAAACCUUCAGUGAUCCUCAAGUUGGAGCAAGGAGGAGAUCCAUGGACAUUAGAAGAAUGUCCCAUCUUGAGCCUCACAGGAGAGAAGCCCUAUGAGUGUAAACAAUGUAAGGAAACGUUUUUCCAGAAUUCAGACCUCACUGUACAUCAGAGAAGUCACAUAGUAGAGAAAUUCUAUGAAAAUAAAGUAUGUGAAAAAAUGUUCUACAAGAAGUCACACUUCACUGUGCAUCAGAAAAGUCACACUAGAGAGAAAUUCUAUGAAUGUGGAGAAUGUGGAAAAUCUUUCAGGUUCAAGUCAGCCUUUAGUAGACAUUGGGUAAUUCAUACAAGAGAGAAAGCCUAUGAAUGUGAACAAUGUAGGAAAAGGUUCUCCAGCAAGUCAUAUCUCACUGAGCAUCAGAGAAGUCACACAGGAGAAAAACCAUAUGCAUGCGAACAAUGUAGGAAAGCAUUCUCCAGCAAGGGGUACCUAACUGUACAUAGAAGAACUCACACAGGAGAGAAGCCCUAUGAAUGUGAACAAUGUAGGAAAAGGUUCUCCCAGAAGUCAUCUCUCACUCAGCAUCAGAGAAUUCACACAGGAGGAAAACGUUAUGAAUGCGAACAUUGUGCGAAAACAUUCUCCAGCAAGGGGUAUCUAACUGUACAUAAGAGAACUCACACAGGAGAGAAGACCUAUGAAUGUGAACCAUGUAGGAAAACAUUCUUCAGCAAGGGGCACUUAACUGUACAUAAUAAAACUCACAUAGGAGAGAAGCCCUAUGAAUGUGAACAAUGUAGGAAAAUGUUCUCCCGGAAGUCACAUCUCAUUGCACAUCAGAGAACUCACACAGGAGAAAAACUCUAUGAAUGUGAACAAUGUGGGAAAGCAUUCUCCAGCAAGUGGUACCUAACUGUACAUAAGAGAACUCACACAGGAAAGAAGCCCUAUGAAUGUGAACAAUGUAGGAAAAUGUUCUCCCGGAAGUCACAUCUCAUUGCACAUCAGAGAACUCACACAGGAGAAAAACUCUAUGAAUGUGAACAAUGUGGGAAAGCAUUCUCCAGCAAGUGGUACCUAACUGUACAUAAGAGAACUCACACAGGAGAGAAGCCCUAUGAAUGUGAACAAUGUAGGAAAAUGUUCCUCCAGAAGUCACAUCUCACUCAGCAUCAGAGAAUUCACACAGGAGAAAAACCAUAUGAAUGCCAACAAUGUGUGAAAACAUUCUCCAGCAAGGGGUACCUCACUGUACAUAAGAGAACUCACACAGGAGAGAAGCCCUAUGAAUGUGAACAAUGUAGGAAAAUGUUCUCCCGGAAGUCACAGCUCAUUGAGCAUCAGAGAACUCACACAGGAGAAAAAUCUUAUGAAUGUGAACAACGUGGGAAAACAUUCUCCAGCAAGGGGUACCUCACUGUACAUAAGAGAACUCACACAGGAGAGAAGCCCUAUGAAUGUGAACAAUGGAGGAAAAGUUUCUCCUGCAAGUCAGUUCUCAGUAGGCAUUGGGGAAUUCACACAGGGGGAAAACCCUAUGAAUGUGAACAAUGUGGGAAAACAUUCUACAGGAAGGGUCACAGCAUCAUUUUUCAUAGUAGAACGAAUACAGAAGAGAAACCCUAUAAAUGUUAACAUUGUAGGAAAAUACUCUCCUUUAAGUCUGCACUCACUGUACAUCAGAGACUCAACACAGGAGAGAAACUCUAUGAUUGUGAACAAUGUAAUGCAACCUUUUCCCAAAAGUCACAUCUUACUAGCACUCACAAAGAAGAGAAACUCUGUAUGUGUGGAAAUUGUAGUAAAACCUUACUGAACAAGUCACAACUUACUGUGUAUCAGAGAUUAUUGAACAAGUCACAACUUACUGUGUAUCAGAGAACUCUCGGAUCAGAAUCAAAUAAAUGUGAAAAAUGA